Messenger RNA from Morchella sextelata, 369 nucleotides. RefSeq lists its product as uncharacterized. Bases 1 to 369 code for a protein of 122 amino acids. The record is from RefSeq and is a predicted model, not a curated record. The transcript has a single exon. NCBI's taxonomy places the organism in Eukaryota, Fungi, Ascomycota, Pezizomycetes, Pezizales, Morchellaceae.
AUGCGUUUCUCCCUCCUCCCCCUCCUCCUCGCGCCCCUGGCCGCCCUCGCCAGCCCGGUCCCCAUCACCACGCCCGAGGGCUACACCGUCACCUGCUACUACGACUACAGGGCCGCCAUGGCCGUCGGCAUCGACGCGAUCCUCUAUGCGUACGAGGACGACAACGACGUGCUCGACUACCCAUGGGAGAAGAUGAACUUUGGCGCGGUGAUGCGCGCGAACGGCGAUGUGAAGGUGAAGGUCUCGACGGCGGUACGGGAGGCGAGGGACUAUAUUCUCGCGAAUUGUCAGCUGCCGGAUGAGGCGGACUAUGGCGGGUUGGUGGAUUUGGGGAGUCAUAGGGUUAGGUUGGCGGCGCCGGGGAAAUAG